AAAUAACAAAUUUAUAUUACGACUGAUAAACCUAAAUCAUUUAUUAUUUCUUUGAUAUGGGAGAUGUAGUUCUCUCGUGGUGUAGUAGCAAAGUGGAUUAUGCUGAUUACAGACACCACAUAAAAUUUGUUUGUAAACAUUUCAAAAUGCAAGUAAUUUGUCAAAGAUCUCUUUUUCCUGAUUCAAGUCAAUUAUAUUAAUGUGGUUUUAAUAAAUAAGUAUUUCAUUCAAAUUUACAGUUUAGAAGACAACGAUUUUUUCUUAAAUGUUGACAGAAAACAGCUGAGAAUGGCAAAAUGGGAGAAUAUUUCUAAGGUGAAUAAGAUAUUAGAGGACGAACAUCUACUCAGUGUAAAAUACAUCAACGAUGGAGAAGACAUCAUUACGUCUCUGUCUAAUGGCAUUGUGCGCAUCUAUAAGAACAGAUCCAUGACCACCACUCACUCGCUCUACCAUCAGUCCUACCUGCACAUUAAACAUGGCCGCAAACCUCACGUCAAUGUACCUGCUACCUCAUGUCUCGUCAUGCCAAACACAGAGGAGUCACGCUGUUUGGCUUGCUACACAGACGGUCACGUGAAUUUGUUCGAUAUUGACAAGGAGAAAAUAAUCGAGACAGUCAGCGAGGAGAGACAGAUAUUCAACGUGGUACAUCAUCCCUCUGAUCCUCAAUUCAUCUCAUUGGGCGAGGACGGAAUCAUUUUCCUCUACGACAGCACAACUAUGAAAGUGCUCAUGAAGUAUCGCCCAAGCUUCACAAACCGCCUGGACGGUCACACUUCGCGGGUGUUCGCGGCAGUCUUCCAUCCGCGCAACCACAACGAGUUCAUAUCAGGCGGAUGGGACAACACAAUCAUGUUCUGGGACACGCGAACUUCGCAUGCGGUUCGCUUCAUUGCCGGGCCACACAUUUGUGGCGAGGGCGUCGAUAUCAAUUGGAAUGGCAAAGAGAUCUUGACAGCAGCCUACCAGCAACGCGAACAAACGCAGAUUUGGGACUACAGCACAGGAAAGCUGAUUCUGUCAAAUCCCAGUUAUUUUGUGGAAAAUGGUUGCCUAAUAAUAACGUUGUGGUUGGAGGUACUGAGCCAGGAUUGAUCAGAGUUGUCAGUGUUACUAAUCCUAGUUCAAUCGGUUACUUUAGAGCAGAAUCAGGUGGAGUGUACAGUCUGGAUUUCAAGAUAAUUGCCGAAAAUCCGUCAGGAUCCAAACUUUCACUGGCAAAAAGCAGAGACACAUUGAAAGACUUUGGCUCGCUCGUCAGAAUUGUUUUCAUCAAUGACAACAUU
Messenger RNA from Nilaparvata lugens (brown planthopper), 1289 nucleotides. RefSeq names its product ribosome biogenesis protein YTM1. The transcript is spliced from 7 exons. The record is from RefSeq and is a predicted model, not a curated record. Gene Ontology annotation, molecular function: protein binding. NCBI's taxonomy places the organism in Eukaryota, Metazoa, Arthropoda, Insecta, Hemiptera, Delphacidae. The coding region runs from base 289 to 1098 and encodes 269 amino acids.